GAGCUACACGCGAUGACGCAGCAGCCGCCAAAAUCAAACCGUCCGAAACUUGACGCGAAUAUUUUCCGUCUGUGCGGUUUAAACGAUAGUUAACACACCAUAAAGACAAACAACGUGCCGAGACAUGGAGACUGCGACAGGUGUUUUGAGUCACCUGAGUCGCCUGGAAGUUGAGGCAAGAAGCCGUAAGAGUCGACCCCAGCAGCGGAGUCGUGUGAAGGAGCUGAAGGCUAAAGUUGAAGCGCUGAGGCUGCAGAGAGACCGGCUGAAGGCGGAGAUAGAGACACACAAGAGUCUCCAGAAACUGAGGGUGUCUAUGGACAAACAGAGUGCACAUGAAGAAGAAGAAGAAGAAGAAGACGAGGAGGAAAUGGAUGAAGACUCUGAGAACUCACAACUGCUGCGGCUGAUGGCCAGACACACACAACUGAAAGACCUCCUGCAUGCUCAUCACAUCAUUGGUGGGUACAAUGUCAUAAAGACUCGUCAAGGUAAAGGAGUGUGUGUGUCUCUGGCGACGGCCUACGAUGGCGUCUUCUUAGACACCUACAACCUGGAGAUAGACGUGAAGCCAACGCUGAGGAUCAGUCGUCACAACGUCCCCCCGUUCAUUCCCUUGAACAGCCUGGUUGAACAGAGCAACAUGCAGACAGACAUAAGGAGUUUUCUGGACACGCUCAGCCAACAUCUCAACGCCUUCGCCGGUCGCAAGCAGCAGCUGAAGCUUGUGAAGGAACUCCAUAAGGCUGUGGAAGUGAUGGAGAGCAACGUUUUGUGUUCAAUAUUGGUGAUGAUGUUCACUGUGCCGGGAGAGAAGACGGCCGUUCUCUGCACCCUGGACUACACCGACCACACCAGAUGUCUCCCCACACGGGUCCACUUUGAAUCUGAAGACAAAGAGCUUCCUGAUUCUCCAGAGUGGAAGAAAAACUGCAGCCUCCUCAUGGAGACUCCUGUGCACAAAGCUUUGAUAAUCAUGAAGAAGAUGGGGAAUAUUGUGUAAUUUAUUCAGAAAUAAUGAAACUUUUCUACAUUUUUAAAGAUAAUAUGUACAUUGUCAUUGUUUAUAAUAAAAAAAAUACUGUUAGUUAAACGUUUCUUCUUCUAACAGAUGUUGAGGUAUUAAAUUGUGAGUAGAAAGUGAAUUUUUCUGAGUUCCUCUACGGCGGUUCCACUUGUAUUUCAUGUUGGGUUUUGUCCUUGAGCUUCUCUAUAAAUGCGGCCACCCUCUUGUGUAAAGUGUCCCUCUGAAACUGUCUCAGCCUCUCCAUUUCCUCUCUAGCUCUCUGCUGCUGCCUGGCCAGCUCUUUGGCUGAUAUUGAGUCUAUAGUGGCGAUGUUUUUCAUCUGCAUGAGCGACAGGCCGCUCUGGAUGUUUCCUCUGUGUCUCACUGAACUGGUGAGUGACGUUGGUGGCGCCGAUAUCGACCGACUCUCCUCCACCAGUUCAGAUUCUUUGUCGUGAUACUGGGACUGGCUGGAAUUUAAUCUUCUGCCAUCAGAUGUUUGAAUACCUCUGCUGAAGUGUGUCUCUGCAUUGUUGUGUUCUCCGAUUUCUUUCAUGGCGAUGUUGACUGUAGCUUUAGGCUCACAGAUUUUGACCAUCACUACUCUUCUCUGUUCGUUGACCAGCGAGUCUCUUCGUUGUUGAAGCAUCUUGCGAGUGUACUUGUGCUGUUUGUCCAACAUGUUUAGUUUCUGCUGGAGAUCCCUCUCCUCCUUCUGGUUCAACACCUUCAGGUCUCUCUGCAGCGCUUCAGGUCUUCUGAUGCUUUGAUCCAUUGUAUACAAAGGCUAGAGGGAGAAAUAUGCGUUUUUCAGUCACUUUUUAAACUUAAAUUAAAUCAAAGGAUGUAAUUUUCUUACCUGAUGUGCGUGCAACGUCCUCCAGAGAGCUGUGUCUUACAGGUGUGUUUGCUGCUAUGGCUGUCUCAGUGUGUGUAAUACAAUAGCCUAUUAUAUCUGAAGUAAAGUGGAUGAGAUUGUUGGUCAUUGUGUACUGUCACAUUCCCUAGAGAUUCAGUUUCAAGAUGCCUUAGCAGGGCAGUCACAGGGCUUUCUUGCAGAUUAUACAAUCAGUAGAUAACAAUGACUCACCUUGUGCAAAAUACUUUUAAUUGUAUGCAGCUUUAGUGCUUAAGUGGAUAAUGCUACUACAUUCUCACAUGAUCUUUCACUGUUUGGGAUCUAUAAGUUAUACUUUAAGUUGUGCUGAUAUUGUUGGAAUAUUUUUGUUAUAAUAAAAUUACUUCUAAAAUACAAAGAUAUAUCAUUUUAUACA
Molecule: messenger RNA, 2280 nt
Organism: Dicentrarchus labrax (European seabass)
Lineage: Eukaryota; Metazoa; Chordata; Actinopteri; Moronidae
Gene: cenpo
Product: centromere protein O
Exons: 6
Coding region: 125-1003 (292 amino acids)
Cellular component (GO): Mis6-Sim4 complex; kinetochore
Source: RefSeq, a predicted model, not a curated record